This is a messenger RNA of Rotaria sp. Silwood2, 1101 nucleotides long. Lineage: Eukaryota; Metazoa; Rotifera; Eurotatoria; Philodinida; Philodinidae. The record is from the annotation of a GenBank genome assembly.
AUGCCACCUAAAACUAAAACACGAGAAUCAACAGCUGAAAAAGACACAACAUUAUCAAUUCAACAAUCAGUUGCUGUUAGUACAGAUCUUCAUGUCAAUGAAAGUGUAUCAAUUGAUUGUGAUUCUGGUGGACCAACACCAAUUACAAAAUUAGAUAAAUCAUGUGGUAUUGGUAAUGCAGAUUUAAAAAAAUUACAAGAAGCUGGAUUUUGUACAGUAGAAUCUAUUGCUUUUGCACCAAGAAAAAGUCUUUUAGCUGUUAAAGGUAUUAGUGAUGCAAAAGCAGAUAAAUUAGCUGCUGAAGCAGCUAAAUUAGUACCAAUGGGUUUUACUACAGCUACUGAAUAUCAUCAAAAACGUUCUGAAAUCAUUCAAUUAACAACUGGUUCAAGAGAACUUGAUAAACAAUUACAAGGUGGUUUUGAAACUGGUUCAAUUACGGAAUUAUAUGGUGAAUAUCGUUGUGGUAAAACACAAUUAUGUCAUCAAGUAGCUGUUACUUGUCAAUUACCAAUUGAUAUGGGUGGUGGUGAAGGCAAAGCAAUUUAUAUUGAUACAGAAGGUUCAUUUCGACCUGAACGUUUACUAGCUAUUGCUGAACGAUAUGGUCUAUCAGGUCAAGAUGUUUUGGAUAAUAUAGCUUAUGCUCGUGCUUAUAAUACUGAUCAUCAAAUUCAAUUAUUAUAUAUGGCAACAGCUAUGAUGUGUGAAUCAAGAUAUGCUGUAUUAAUUGUCGAUAGUGCCACAUCACUUUUUCGAACUGAUUAUUCUGGUCGUGGUGAAUUAGCUAAUCGACAAAUGCAAUUAGCAAAAUUUAUGCGUAUGUUAUUACGUAUAACUGAUGAGUUUGGUGUGGCUGUUGUACUUACUAAUCAAGUUGUUGCUCAAGUUGAUGGUCAAGCAAUGUAUGGUGAUCAAAAGAAACCUAUUGGUGGUAAUAUAAUGGCUCAUGCAUCAACAACACGACUCUAUUUAAAAAAAGGUAAAGGUGAUUCACGUAUAUGUCAUGUUGCAGAUAGUCCAUGUUUGCCUGAAACUGAUGCAGUUUUUGCUAUUGGACCUGAAGGCAUUGUUGAUGCUGCACCUAAAGAUCUUUCUUGA